Molecule: messenger RNA, 2285 nt
Organism: Carlito syrichta (Philippine tarsier)
Lineage: Eukaryota; Metazoa; Chordata; Mammalia; Primates; Tarsiidae
Gene: PPP1R15A
Product: protein phosphatase 1 regulatory subunit 15A
Exons: 4
Coding region: 91-2196 (701 amino acids)
Biological process (GO): response to endoplasmic reticulum stress
Cellular component (GO): endoplasmic reticulum; protein phosphatase type 1 complex
Molecular function (GO): protein phosphatase regulator activity
Source: RefSeq, a predicted model, not a curated record
CCGAGCCGUCUGGACCCGUGGUCGCUUCUGGCAGCCCGAGCCGGCGCUCCUGCCCCCGGGGUGACGCGCAGCCCCCAAGCCGUCAGACAGAUGGCCCCAGGCCAAGUACCUCAUCACACUUCCUCCCGGAGGGAUGCCCAUUCCCUCUUCCUCCUGUCCCCACUGAUGGGCUUCCUCAGCCGGGCCUGGUGCCGCCUGAGGUACCCAGGACCUCUAGAGCCAUGGCUGGUGGAAACAGGAGUAGGAGCAGAUCAGGGAGAAGCUGGCCUGGAGGGAGAAGCUAAGGCUCCUCUGGCAACCCACCAUGCCCCCUGGGGCAGGCACUCUCAAGGGGAGGCCGAAGACAGGAGAGCCCCUGAAGAGGAUGGAGAAGCAGCCUGGGAGACCCGCCCGGACCUGAAUACCAACAGUUCCCCUCCUGAAGGCUGGGGAUGUUCGGAUGACAGUGAUGAUGAGUAUAGUGAGGAAGAAGCAGUGAGUAUCCCUGGAGAGCAGGGAAGUCAAGUUACAGAUGGCCAGCCUGCUCUCUUGUCCCCCAGCCUUCUGAUAAAAACCCUGCAAGGUUCUGAUAAGGACUGUGGGGAGGAGGAAGCUACCGGAGAGGGAGUUGCUGAAGAUGAGGGAGUGACCAAGGUCUCUUAUCCCUCUUCAUGCCUGGAGUGUUGUCCAGUGGUGGAGGGGAAGGAGGAUGGAGAAGCCGUACAGAAAGAAGCUCUCAGAAACUCCGCUUCUCCCUUGUCUCCAGGAUCCAAGCCCAGCACUUUAGAGGACUGCCCAGAACGGGAAGAGGAUCACGCCACGGAGGAAGAAAACACAGAUAGAGAGGCCAGCGAGACCUCUGUUUCCUCCUCGUCUUCUGGCUCCAACCCCAGGGCCUGGGAGUGCUGCUCAGGAGAGGAGUCGAAGGAGAAGUGUAAACAGGCACACAAAGCGGCUGAGAGAGAAGCUGGCCCAGAGCCACACUUGUCAGUCCCAGCCCACAGGCCCCUGCUCAGGGCCUGGGAGGAUCAACCUGAUGAGUGCACGGAACAAGAAGAUGAGGAAGAAGAUGAGGAGGAGGAGGAGGAGGACAAUACUCUGGGGGCAACUGAGAAGGAAAGAGGAGCUGAGUAUCCUCCUCCUAUUCCAUUCGCAAGUGCCUUCUUGAAGGCCUGGGUGUAUCUUCCGGGAGAGGACACAGAGGAAGAGGAAGAUGAGGAAGAAGAUGAGGACAGUGAUUCAGGAUCAGCUGAGGAAGAGGGAGAGGCUGAGGCAUCUGCUUCCACCCCCACCACAAGUGCCUUCUUGAAGGUCUGGGUGUAUCGGCCAGGAGAAGACACAGAGGAUGAGGAAGAGGAUGAAGACAGUGAUUCAGGAUCAGCUGAGGAAGAGGGAGAAGCUGGGGCUUCUGCUUCCACCGCCCCUACAAGCACCUUCUUGAAGACCUGGGUGUAUCGGCCAGGAGAGGACACAGAGGAAGAUGAAGAGGAAGAUGAGGACACUGAUUCAGGAUCAGGGAACGAGAACAAAGGAGAAGAUUCAGAGGCAGCUGGGCGAGGAGAAGCUGCUGCCUCGGGCCCACAUCCCUCCUGUCAGGCCCAGAGUGCCUUCCUCAGGGCCUGGGUAUACCAACCCGGAGAGGAAACUGAAGAAGAGGAAGCUGCUGAGGAAUGGGCACAGGCUGAGCCCCGCCCCUUCCGAGUUGCCAUCUAUUUACCUGGAGAGAAGCCCCCACCUCCCUGGGCCACUCCUAAGCUGCCCCUCCGACUGCAAAGGAGGCUUAAGUCAUCAGAAACACCCACCCGGGAUCCCGACCCUGAAACUCCCCUAAAGCCUAGAAAGGUAUGCUUCUCUGAGAAGGUCACAGUCCAUUUCCUGGCUGUCUGGGCAGGGCCAGCCCAAGCCAACCGCCGGGGACCCUGGGAGCAGCUCGCCCGGGAUCGCAGCCGUUUCGCCCGCCGCAUCGCCCAGGCCCAGGAGGUGCUGGGCCCCUGCCUCACCCCUGCUGCCCGGGCCAGGGCCUGGGCACGCCUCAGGAACCCCCCCUCGGCGUCAACCCCCAUCCCUGCCCUUGCCCACACUUUACCUUCCUCCAUAGUCACUUCUGUGACCCCAGUCCAGGCCAUGCCCUUGAGCCAUGCUGUGGCCACUUCUCCCUCCCCUCCUCCUUGCGCUGCCUCCUCUCCUUGCCUGGAUCUCGGUGGGAAGCGAGACUGAGACCAGCUGGUUUGCGUGUUAUUUAUUAUCUAUUUAUUUUUUAUAAGUGUUGGUUUAUAUAAAAAAUAAAGCCUUUCGAUUUGUUGUGA